AUGCAGUUCACACCUUUUGCUUCCGAUAUCGAACUGCCUUUCUAUACAUCUCUAGCAUCCCAUAAGAUUAACCAUGACAAGCUAGAUGACUCCGCCCGGGCCGUGCUGGGCCUAUAUGAGAUCCGCCCUUCGGAUCCUGAGGCCGCAUCUUGUCGAAUUCAGAUACAUGGAAAUGCCCUCACUGGCAGCGAGGGACCCACCGGCUAUUACAGGGCGGAAGGAAUGAUCAAAAAUGUCAAUACGGUCGAAGAAUACCGAAACAUGGAUAGGCCCCAGUUGCUUCACCAAGCUGGACAGACGGUUUGGGAUUCAAUCAAGGACGGAACAAUUUUCUCAUGUCCGUCAUUACUAGCCAGCUUCAUUAUCGUAUCCUUUGCCGACCUCAAGAAAUACAAUUUUCAUUACUGGUUUGCUUUUCCGGCAAUUCACUCCGACCCCCAUGGGUUCCAGUGCAGACAGCUAGUCAAGUGUCUCAGUCAUCUCAAAGCCAAAGCAUUGAUUCUGUCAACGGGAGAUACCUAUCUCCGUGUGAAAGCACGACCAUCGUGGAAGCCGUGGAGACUUGGUCUUAUGCUGUCGAUCAUCGACAACGAGCACAAAAGGGACAAUGGUCAAUAUAGCGAAGAUGUCGAACUGGAAAUCAACUGGCAAAUAGCGUCACUUUCGGAAUACGAAAAUGGGUUCUUCAACAACACAGCCGAUGAGGACCGUUAUGUUUGUUUUGCAGACCCGUCGAAUUAUGAACAAGCACCAGGGUGGAUGUUACGAAAUUUACUCGUUUUGGUAAGACAGCGAUGGGGCCUUGAUCGAGUACAAAUCCUACGGUAUCGUGACGUGCACUCAAGGCGUGAACAGGGCCGCAGCAUGGUCAUUCAACUUGAAUCAAGCAGAACACAAGAGGUGCAACCACCAAAAGCAUCAAUCACAGAAGUAUCACCACUACCAAAGGUGACCGGAUGGGAACGCAACCCAGCAGGAAAGUUGUCUGGAAGAAAUGUUAAUCUCACGGAUUACAUGGAUCCUAAAAGAUUGGCUGACCAGUCGGUUGAUCUCAACCUCAAACUAAUCAAAUGGCGAAUUAGCCCAACUCUCAACCUCGAGAAAAUCAAAAACACCAAAUGUCUAUUACUCGGAGCCGGCACCCUGGGCAGCUAUGUGGCUCGAAACCUGCUGGGCUGGGGCGUGAAGAAAAUCACGUUUGUCGACAAUGGAUCUGUUUCGUUUUCUAACCCCGUCAGACAGCCUCUAUUCAAUUUUACCGAUUGCUUGAAUGGUGGAGUCCGAAAAGCACAUAGAGCGUCCGAAGCCCUAGCCGAAAUUUACCCCGGAGUGGAUUCCGAAGGCCACGCCAUGUCGGUACCCAUGGCAGGCCACCCCAUUGUAGACGAGAAAGCAACAAAGGACGAUUUCGAGACACUGAGGAAGUUAAUCGAUGAUCAUGAUGCUAUUUUUCUUCUCAUGGACACACGGGAAUCACGAUGGCUACCAACGGUAAUGGGAAAAAGCGCAGGGAAGAUCGUUAUGAAUGCUGCCCUAGGCUUUGACACAUUCGUUGUCAUGCGGCAUGGCAUGAAAACUAACAACACAUCAUCGGAACUCGGAUGCUAUUUCUGCAAUGAUGUUGUUGCACCGGCCAACUCUAUCAAGGACCAAACCCUGGACCAGCAGUGUACCGUGACCCGUCCAGGAGUUGCUCCUAUAGCAUCUGCCCUCCUUGUGGAGCUUUUGGUGUCACUUCUUCAACAUCCUCAAGGCGCUGCAGCACCAGCCCCGAUGGCGAAAAACACCGAGAGCGAUGAGCAUCCUCUAGGCAUUGUACCCCAUCAAAUUCGAGGGUUUUUAUCCACAUUCGAGAAUUUAUCCGUCACUGGCCAAAGUUACCAAAGCUGCAGUGCCUGUUCGGAGAAAGUAGUUGGUGCAUAUCGCGAGAAUGGUUGGAAUUUCGUGCGAAGGGCUUUGAAUGAACCCGGCUACGUCGAGGAAUUGAGUGGACUCAAGGAGGUUCAUGAAAAGGCGGAAGCAGCACUGGCGAAUAUUGAAUGGGACGAGGCAUCUGACAACGAAGAGAUCGAGAUCCUCUAG
Messenger RNA from Penicillium nucicola, 2082 nucleotides. RefSeq names its product putative autophagy ubiquitin-activating enzyme ApgG. Bases 1 to 2082 code for a protein of 693 amino acids. Gene Ontology annotation, biological process: C-terminal protein lipidation; autophagosome assembly; cellular response to nitrogen starvation. The record is from RefSeq and is a predicted model, not a curated record. NCBI's taxonomy places the organism in Eukaryota, Fungi, Ascomycota, Eurotiomycetes, Eurotiales, Aspergillaceae. Gene Ontology annotation, molecular function: Atg12 activating enzyme activity; Atg8 activating enzyme activity. Gene Ontology annotation, cellular component: cytoplasm; phagophore assembly site. The transcript has 8 exons.